Messenger RNA from Malus domestica (apple), 1887 nucleotides. Its product is annotated as short chain aldehyde dehydrogenase 1-like. Gene Ontology annotation, molecular function: oxidoreductase activity. Lineage: Eukaryota; Viridiplantae; Streptophyta; Magnoliopsida; Rosales; Rosaceae. The record is from RefSeq and is a predicted model, not a curated record.
CUUCUUUUACUUUAUUUUUGCAGAACCUCUGUAUUUUCUCUCUUCUGCCCCUCACUCCCUCUCUCCCCCUUCUCUCUCUGUCUCUCUCUACCAGAUCCUAAGGAAGGCUGGGUCAAAUCAACCGAUUCGCAAAGGAAGGAUGGACUCCAAUUUCGGGACUUACCGUCGGUGUUAGCAUCGAGGUCGUCUCGUUGAGAUUUUGGGUGUCAAGCAGAAGGGUGCAAAUCUAGCAUUCUUUGUGCAAGAUUUUGACAAAGCCUAGAAAUCAAACAAACCUCUUGCCGCUCUUGUCCAAGAAAUCCAAAGAAGCUCAGAGUGAGAGAGGACAUAAGAGAGGUAAAAAAAAAAAACCAGUUUUUUCAAAGCUGGGUUUUGCAGCUUCGUGUUUUUGGUUUUUUUUUCCUCCCAAAACUAUGAAAAAAAACUGAAGUUGAAUGUUUACCAAACACGAAAAAGUUGGCUCCUAGCUUUUUUGAUACCCACUUUUUCAAAAGCAACUCAGUCCCAAAUCAUUACUAAGUGUCUCCAUAUAUUUACAUCAAUCACUGAAAUUAAGAUGAGCAGUCCUUCCUCACCAGCUUCAAUUCCAGGUCCUAAAAGGUUAGAAGGCAAAGUGGCAAUUAUCACCGGAGGUGCUAGUGGAAUUGGAGAGAGCACUGCAAGAUUGUUUGUGUUCCAUGGUGCAAAAGUCGUCAUAGCCGACGUCCAAGACGAACUAGCCCUGUCCCUCUGCAAAGAACUCGACCCAGACGGAGUUUCCAUUUCGUACAUACGUUGCGAUGUCACUGUCGAUUCGGAUGUGAAAAAUGUUGUAGACGUGGCUCUGUCGAAGUACGGAAGGCUUGACAUCAUGUACAACAAUGCAGGCAUAUCCGGCAAAUUGGACCCAACUAUUUUGGGUGCUGAUGGCGAAAACUUCAAGAAAGUGUUUGAUGUGAAUGUCUAUGGUGCUUUCUUGGGCGCCAAGCAUGCUGCUAGGGCAAUGAUCCCUGCUAAAAAAGGUGUCAUUCUUUUCACUUCAAGCGUGGCGUCAGUGACUUGCGGCCAGUCUACACACGCAUACGCCAUGUCGAAGCACGCGGUGGUGGGACUUAUGAAAAGCUUGUGCGUGGACUUGGGGCAGCACGGGAUUAGAGUCAAUUGCAUAUCUCCGGGUGCCAUGGCAACCCCGUUUCUGACGAAUCUUUUGGGGAUUGAAAGAAAUACGGUUGAGGAGAUGAUCUGCGCUUCGGCGGUGUUGAAAGGAGUGGUGCCGAGGGCAGAGGAUGUGGCGGAGGCUGCCGUGUACUUGGCGAGUGACGAGUCCAAAUUUGUGAAUGGACUGAACUUUCUUGUGGAUGGAGGUUAUAGCACCACUAAUCAGUCUCUUAGUAUGGUUUUGAGGAAUUUCAUGUCGUCAAACCAGAUUGGUCGCCUUGUGGCCGGAUUUUGUGCUUUUAGAAUAAGCUCCACAAUGGAUGCAGCCGACCAAGCAGAAAGCCCUCGACACAAGGUGGUGUGUAUGUUCAAACGCGGGCACUCAGCUGGACCUAAGCUCGGGAGCUUAGUUUUGCUCAUGCUAAUCCUCGUGCUUUGGGUUAUGCUCGUGCUUUCAGUCUCUCCAACAUUAUAAAUUUGGACAAAGAAAAAAGCGUAUAGUCAAAAUUCAAAUCUAAUAUGAAGAUUGAAGAAGGUAACUAGCUUUGAAUUCUACAAUUUGUUGAGUUCCUUCGACAUGGUUCUCUCAAGCGCCCUAAUAUAGUGUACUUGUUAUAUGUGUCGAUUACAAGUUCUUGAGCUCUACUUUUAGCUCAGUUUUAAGAACACCCAACAUGGUUUUUCAUUCAAGUAUUCAAGAACUCGAAAACAAAUUUAAGAAAUGUGAAUAUAUUGUAAAUCUGCACUACG